ACCUCGUGAGGACUACGUGAUAAAAUGUUUCUAUUUUUUAUUUAUAUAUUUGUUAAGGAGAUCCAUUUUAUAUUUAUCACAUAAUUAUGUAUUAACAUCCCAUUAUAACAACGGCUUCGCAUCGGGCGAUUUGUGCAUGCUGUUGUGCUUUGAACCUGAUCACAAAAUUCUGGAAUUUCACUCAACAAACAAAGCAGUUAUUGGAGUGAACUUGGCCGGACAGCGACUGUUGCUGAAAUCGAGUGAUCGUUAUUUUCUGUCGUACGAUAUGUUGCCAUCUACCAUAUCGGAAGAAAAAUAUUUGGAUGCGGUUGUGAAUAUGGUGAACUUUCAUAUGGCAUUCGGAUGGCCCCGUAACAAGGCUCAUCACUUAUUGAACGAAAUUUGGCCUUCAUAUAAACGAAGCCACAAAAUCACUAUUGCCGACCGUCGCAGCAUAUGGACUUUGGUGAAUCAGGAGGAGUUCUUGAACUUUAAACUACUCAACUAUCUGCAGGUGUUUCCAAAGGUGAUCGGUACCUGCGGUCAUAUGUAUGCAGUCGAGUUCAUCCCUCCUCUUGACUCGAACCUUUAUUUUCAUGGGCCAAAGUAUCGCGCGGUACACAAAUCGAUGGGUACCUUGAAAAUAUUGCAGGACAGUUUGAAUGAGGCAGUGCACAUGUGUGACGUGAAGCGUGAAAAUUUUGGUGAAAGUGUCGCCUAUCCAAAUCGUCUUAUGGUGCUCGAUGGUGACAUGGUGUUCACCGAUUCACGCCUAAACGCACUAUUCCACAGCCUCCGUUGCAAGUCUGAUACGGACUGCACGUUCUUCAGUUGCACCGCUAAUUGCAACCAAACAACCGGCUAUUGCUCUCGAAGGCAUAACUCGAACUUCGAAGUAAGUGUCACCUAUUUUGACUCUUUUUAUUGUCGGGUUUUGUUCGCCAACAUACUUAACGAGUUCCUCGGUAUAAACCUUGGGAAAGGAUGCCAGAAGGCUCUGUUUUCCUAUUCCUUAAAAUUUGCUAGAUGUUCUCGAAACAUUUUAUUCAAUUUUUUUACAGUUUCAGCAAUAUUUAUCAACGACUUGCACUUACAUUUACACACAGUAAUCUUGUAA
Soboliphyme baturini is the source of this 1099-nucleotide messenger RNA. The record is from the annotation of a GenBank genome assembly. Lineage: Eukaryota; Metazoa; Nematoda; Enoplea; Dioctophymatida; Soboliphymatidae.